This is a messenger RNA of Micromonas pusilla CCMP1545, 1101 nucleotides long. RefSeq lists its product as uncharacterized. Bases 1 to 1101 code for a protein of 366 amino acids. Gene Ontology annotation, biological process: ubiquinone biosynthetic process. Gene Ontology annotation, molecular function: 2-methoxy-6-polyprenyl-1,4-benzoquinol methyltransferase activity. The record is from RefSeq and is a predicted model, not a curated record. Gene Ontology annotation, cellular component: mitochondrion. NCBI's taxonomy places the organism in Eukaryota, Viridiplantae, Chlorophyta, Mamiellophyceae, Mamiellales, Mamiellaceae. The transcript has a single exon.
AUGUCGUCUCGAAAGGCCGCGUCCGCGCUGGCGCGGUGGGCGCUGACAACGCGAUCGCGCCCGACGACGACGACGACGACGACGACGAGCGCGAAAGAGCCGCGCGUCGCCUCGCUCGCGUCUUCGCUCCAUCGCGCGCGAGCGCACAACAACGCGUCCACGUCCGAGUCCUCCGCGUCGACGAUCGACACCGUGAACCGGUGGGAGACGGAGAAGUUCGAGCGCGACGCCGCGCUGUGGUGGAACGAACGCGAGGGCCCGUUCGCGCCGCUGCACGCGAUGAACCCCGCGAGGCUCGGGUUCAUCCGAGACGUGCUCGUGAACCACUUCCAGGGCGACGUCGAGGGAGGGAUCGGGAUCUCGCGCGCGAACCGCGGCGUGGAAGGGAUCUCGCGCGCCGCCGGGUCAGGGUCAGGGUCAGCGUCAGGGUCAGGGUCAGGGUCAGGGUCAGGGUCCACACGCUCGCCCCCGUCCGCCGACGCCGCGCGCGACGCUCGACCCCUCGCCGGGCUGCGCGUGCUGGACGUCGGCUGCGGCGGCGGCAUCUUGUGCGAGUCCCUCGCGCGCAUGGGCGCGGACGUCACCGGGAUCGACGCCGGGAAGAGGAACAUCGACAUCGCGAAGAAGCACGCGUCGUUGGACCCCGCGAUCGACGCGAAGAUCACGUACCACGCCGCGCCCGCGGAGGAGCUUCUCGCGUCUGGCGCGUCCUUCGACGCGGUGCUCUCCAUGGAAGUGGUGGAGCACGUGGACAACCCGGAGACGUUCGUGAAGUCGCUCCACGGGCUGACCAGACCGGGCGGGGCCGUGGUCAUGAGCACGUUGAAUCGCACCGCGCGGUCGUACGCGCUCGCGAUCGUCGCCGCGGAGAGGAUCAUGGGCUGGGUGCCCCCGGGGACGCACGAGUUCGGGAAGUUUUUGACGCCGGAGGAGUUGACGGUUUUGUUUCGCCGCGCGGGACUGACGCUGCGGGAGGCGGCGGGGAUGAGGUACACCCCCGGGGUGCCGCUGAUCGGGGGUGGGCUGAAAGGGGGGUCGUGGUCGUUGUCCGCGGGCGAUCUCGCGGUGAAUUACAUCGUGUACGCGUCGCGGCCGAAGUGA